GGCGCGCAGAGGACGCGAGAACCCUCCAGCUCUCACACUGCGAGGGGCUGAGGUGCGGCGAGAGGGGCGCCGUGCUGGACCCAAGUCGCCCAAGCCCGCUCCCUCAGCGGCCCCACCGCUACCCGCGCGCCCACCCCUUCGGCGGCUCUGCCGGAAGUCCCGCCUGCGCCCGCCGCGGCCGCCCCCCAUUGGGCCCGGCGCCGGGGUCUCGCCGCGGGUUGGCCGUCCGGCGGCGUGAGCCCUGGGAGGCCUCUGCGAGCCACUGCUGGGGGACCCUCUGGAGACCCGCUCAGAAGCGGGGUUGCCGCGGGAGGCGGAGCGGGGAGCGCCGGGGCUACCGGCGGGACUUCCGCCACGGGACCCGGAAGGGGCCGCGCCGCCGCUGGUGGGAGUUGUAGUCCGGCCGUGGUUGGGGGGGCCCGCGGCUCAUGCGCGGUGCACCGAGGCUUGUUUCACAUCUGUAACAACAGGAGGAGGCCCAGCCUCGUGAUGAGGAAUAGCAAGGAGAGAAUUCAGCUCCAGUUCAAAAGCCUACAAAAUCUGAGACUGUCACUGCUCUUGUAAGUUUCCUCUCUGAGCUACCAUAUCCUAUCGGCUGAAAUUUCCGGCAUCCCUGGGGGAGAGGAGGCCAUCAGGGCAGACCUGCUAUGGACCUGAAAGAUUCGGCCCCAGGAUUCCAGCUUUCCCUCCUGGCCAGAAAUGUUCAGCCUGGACUCAUUCAGAAAAGAUCGGGCCCAGCACAGGCAGCGUCAGUGCAAACUUCCCCCACCCCGCCUUCCACCCAUGUGUGUCAACCCUGCCCCUGGAGGGACCAUCUCUCGAGGCUGAACGUUAACAUUUCCAACAUGGCAGCUUUCAGAAACCACAGUUUUCAAAAUUUGGCCUCAGCCCCUAAUGCCAUGACCAGUCUUGCUUCUAGGGACCUAUUAAAAGAGUUCCCACAGCCCAAAAACCUUCUCAACAGUGUAAUUGGAAGAGCCCUCGGCAUCUCACAUGCAAAAGACAAAUUGGUCUACGUGCACACGAAUGGACCGAAGAAAAAGAAAGUCACCCUCCACAUAAAGUGGCCCAAGAGCGUGGAGGUAGAAGGCUAUGGCAGCAAGAAGAUCGACGCUGAGCGACAGGCUGCGGCCGCGGCCUGCCAGCUGUUCAAGGGCUGGGGCCUGCUGGGUCCCCGAAACGAGCUGUUUGAUGCAGCCAAAUAUCGUGUGCUAGCCGAUCGCUUUGGCUCUCCGGCUGACAGCUGGUGGCGCCCAGAACCCACCAUGCCACCUACUUCCUGGCGGCAGCUGAAUCCCGAGAGCAUCCGGCCAGGGGGACCUGGGGGCCUGUCCCGCUCCUUGGGCCGGGAGGAAGAGGAGGAUGAGGAGGAAGAGCUAGAAGAGGGGACCAUUGAUGUCACCGACUUCCUGUCCAUGGCCCAGCAGGACUCCCACACCCCACUCAGGGACUCGAGGGGGGGUUCCUUUGAAAUGACAGACGACGACAGUGCUAUUAGGGCUCUGACCCAGUUUCCACUUCCCAAGAACCUUCUGGCCAAAGUGAUUCAGAUAGCAACAUCGUCCUCCACAGCUAAGAACCUCAUGCAGUUUCAUACUGUGGGCACCAAGACCAAGCUGUCUACCCUCACUCUGCUUUGGCCCUGUCCUAUGACCUUUGUCGCCAAAGGGCGCCGCAAAGCGGAGGCUGAGAAUAAGGCAGCAGCCCUGGCCUGCAAGAAACUGAAGAGCCUGGGCCUGGUGGACCGCAACAACGAGCCGCUCACCCACGCCAUGUAUAACCUGGCCUCCUUGCGUGAGCUGGGUGAGACCCAGCGCCGGCCGUGUACCAUCCAGGUGCCUGAGCCCAUCCUCCGCAAGAUAGAAACCUUCCUGAACCAUUACCCUGUGGAUAGUUCAUGGAUCACCCCAGAACUCCGGCUGCAGAGUGAUGACGUCUUGCCCUUGGGCAAGGACUCGGGGCCCCUGAGUGACCCUAUCACAGGCAAGCCCUACGUGCCCCUGUCAGAAGCAGAGGAGGUCCGUCUGAGCCAGAACUUGCUGGAGCUGUGGCGGCGGCGAGGGCCAGUCUGGCAGGAGGCCCCCCAGCUCCCUGUGGACCCGCAUCGGGACACAAUCCUCAAUGCCAUUGAGCAGCACCCGGUGGUGGUCAUCUCUGGGGACACGGGCUGCGGAAAGACCACACGCAUCCCCCAGCUGCUGCUAGAGCGCUAUGUGACCGAGGGCCGCGGUGCCCGCUGCAACGUGAUCAUCACCCAGCCGCGCCGCAUCUCCGCUGUGUCGGUGGCACAGCGGGUCAGCCACGAACUGGGCCCCUCUCUGCGCCGGAACGUGGGCUUCCAGGUGCGGUUGGAAAGCAAGCCCCCGGCCCGAGGCGGGGCCUUGCUCUUCUGCACCGUGGGCAUCCUGCUGCGGAAGCUGCAGAGCAACCCCAGCCUGGAGGGCGUGAGCCAUGUCAUCGUGGACGAGGUCCAUGAGCGGGACGUGAAUACAGACUUCCUGCUUAUUUUGCUCAAGGGCCUGCAGCGGCUCAACCCGGCCCUGCGGCUGGUGCUCAUGAGCGCCACGGGCGAUAACGAGCGCUUCUCCCGCUACUUUGGUGGCUGCCCUGUCAUCAAGGUGCCAGGCUUCAUGUACCCCGUCAAGGAGCACUACCUGGAGGACAUUCUGGCCAAGCUGGGCAAGCACCAGUACCCGCACCGGCACCGGCACCACGAGUCUGAGGAUGAAUGUGCACUUGACUUGGACCUCGUGACGGACCUGGUUCUGCACAUUGAUGCCCGAGGGGAACCAGGUGGGAUCCUCUGCUUCCUGCCUGGGUGGCAGGAGAUCAAAGGAGUGCAGCAACGCCUUCAGGAGGCCCUGGGCAUGCACGAGAGCAAGUACCUGAUCCUGCCAGUGCACUCCAACAUCCCCAUGAUGGACCAGAAGGCCAUAUUUCAGCAGCCGCCAGUUGGGGUGCGCAAGAUCGUCUUGGCCACCAAUAUCGCGGAGACCUCAAUUACAGUCAAUGACAUUGUGCACGUGGUGGACAGCGGUCUGCACAAGGAGGAACGCUAUGACCUGAAGACCAAGGUGUCCUGCCUGGAGACUGUGUGGGUGUCACGAGCCAAUGUGAUCCAGCGCCGGGGCCGGGCAGGCCGCUGCCAGUCAGGCUUUGCCUACCACCUAUUCCCACGGAGCCGGCUGGAGAAAAUGGUCCCUUUCCAAGUGCCGGAGAUUCUGCGCACGCCCCUUGAGAACCUGGUGCUACAAGCCAAAAUCCACAUGCCCGAGAAGACGGCAGUGGAAUUCCUUUCCAAGGCUGUGGACAGUCCGAACAUUAAGGCAGUGGAUGAGGCCGUAAUCUUGCUCCAGGAGAUCGGAGUGCUGGACCAGCGGGAGUACCUGACCACCCUGGGGCAGCGCCUGGCCCAUAUCUCCACCGACCCCCGGCUGGCCAAGGCCAUAGUGCUGGCUGCCAUCUUCCGCUGCCUGCACCCACUGCUGGUGGUCGUUUCCUGCCUCACCCGGGACCCCUUCAGCAGUAGCCUGCAGAACCGGGCGGAGGUGGACAAGGUGAAGGCGCUGUUGAGCCACGACAGUGGCAGCGACCACCUGGCCUUCGUGCGGGCCGUGGCCGGCUGGGAGGAGGUGCUGCGCUGGCAGGACCGCAGCUCCCGGGAGAACUACCUGGAGGAGAACCUGCUGUACGCACCCAGCCUGCGCUUCAUCCACGGUCAGUGGGCUUCACCCCGUCUCCAGCCCCUCCCGGCCCACACCCCCCUGGCUGAGGCACCACGGAGCGUGUCGUCCCCCAGCCUCGUGGCUUCGGGGGCCGCAGGCUCACCCGCCCCCAACUCCCCAGGACUCAUCAAGCAGUUCUCAGAGAACAUUUAUGAGGCUUUCCUGGUGGGAAAGCCCUCGGACUGCACCCUGGCUUCUGCCCAGUGCAACGAGUACAGUGAGGAGGAGGAGCUGGUGAAGGGCGUACUGAUGGCCGGCCUCUACCCCAACCUCAUCCAGGUGAGGCAGGGCAAGGUGACCCGGCAGGGCAAGUUCAAGCCCAACAGCGUCACAUACAGGACCAAAUCAGGCAACAUCUUGCUGCAUAAGUCGACCAUCAACAGGGAGGCCACGCGGCUCCGGAGCCGAUGGCUGACGUACUUCAUGGCCGUCAAGUCCAAUGGCAGCGUCUUCGUCCGGGACUCCUCCCAGGUGCACCCGCUGGCCGUGCUGCUGCUGACAGACGGGGACGUCCACAUACGUGAUGAUGGGCGCCGGGCCACCAUCUCCCUGAGUGACAGUGACCUGCUGAGGCUGGAGGGGGAUUCCCGCACCGUGCGGCUGCUGAGGGAGCUGCGCCGGGCCCUGGGCCGCAUGGUGGAGCGGAGCCUGCGCAGUGAGCUGGCCGCACUCCCGCCCGGCGUGCAGCAGGAGCACGGGCAGCUGCUCGCCCUGCUGGCGGAGCUGUUGCGUGGGCCCUGUGGCAGCUUUGACGUGCGCAAGACAGCCGAUGACUGAGCCCCGUGUCUGCUGGGGCUGUGUACAGAGUGCAAAUGUUUAUUUAAAAUAAAGUUCUAUUUAUCCCUUGUGA
Molecule: messenger RNA, 4575 nt
Organism: Leopardus geoffroyi (Geoffroy's cat)
Lineage: Eukaryota; Metazoa; Chordata; Mammalia; Carnivora; Felidae
Gene: DHX30
Product: DExH-box helicase 30
Exons: 24
Coding region: 648-4502 (1284 amino acids)
Cellular component (GO): intracellular anatomical structure; cytoplasm; nucleus
Molecular function (GO): DNA helicase activity; G-quadruplex RNA binding; ATP binding
Source: RefSeq, a predicted model, not a curated record